AUGACUGCAAGAUCGACUGUGCUGAUGACCAGCCCGUCAUCAACUACUACUGGAGUUGCUUUCGAAACCUCUAGUUCAACAACACUGACUACACAAAGAUCUACUUCAUCUGAAUAUAAAGAACUAACCACACAAUCUAAAAUAACUUUGCCUGCUUCAACAAUUCCAGUAGUUCAUAAUCGAACUGAUGAUCAAUUUACACGAAUACACUCUACAACUACUUCAAAACCACAAAUUGAUUAUCCAAUUCUAUGUCAAAUCAGUGGAAUAAUUUAUUUUUCAAAAUCAUUUCAACCAAUGGAAUGGUUAGAUGAUUUAAUUGAUAAUUCAAGUGAAGUUUAUCAAAAUUUUUCAUUAGAUAUACAAAAUCAAAUCAACAAUGUAAUGGAAAUAUUAGAUUUACAAUUUACUUUAUCUCUCAAGAUUCUUAACAUUAAAUUCACUAAAAUUCCUGUAACAAUGCAAAGUAUGCAUGAUAAUAAUAAUAAUACCACUAAUCUUCGAAAUUCCACCGUAACCUCUAAUAUUAGUAGUCAGAUCUCAGUGACAAUUACAUUAGAAACGAAAUUACUACUACCAUUACCAAUUAUAGACAAUAGGAUGACAGAGAUUUUAAAUGAAGGAUGGAAGCACUUAACAAUCAUAUCACAAUUCAUUUUAAUUGAUGUACAAUUUUCAAGUAUAUCAACUGAUCUUAAAACCAUUCCAACAUUACCAAUAAUGACUAUUACAGAAAAGAUGAAAAUCAAUCAAACAACUACGUCACCUAUGAUAAAAUCAACAACUGAUACCACAUUAGACAAUUUAGAAGGUAGAUUAUGA
This is a messenger RNA of Schistosoma mattheei, 822 nucleotides long. Lineage: Eukaryota; Metazoa; Platyhelminthes; Trematoda; Strigeidida; Schistosomatidae. The record is from the annotation of a GenBank genome assembly.